Messenger RNA from Stylophora pistillata, 3973 nucleotides. RefSeq names its product run domain Beclin-1-interacting and cysteine-rich domain-containing protein. Gene Ontology annotation, cellular component: intracellular membrane-bounded organelle. Gene Ontology annotation, molecular function: phosphatidylinositol phosphate binding. The record is from RefSeq and is a predicted model, not a curated record. NCBI's taxonomy places the organism in Eukaryota, Metazoa, Cnidaria, Anthozoa, Scleractinia, Pocilloporidae.
ACAAAGAUGGCGGACGAAGAGGUGGGAUCAACACAAUAUGCAGAGGAAAGGUGGUCGUUGUUGAACUCGUUGAAAUGUACAGUAGAAAAUAUUAUUAUGUCCAAUUUUGGAAGUAGGCAAGUUACUACAGGUAGUUUUCCGCAAGUCAAAAUUGAUUUGGAACGCAUAUUUAAGCAUGGACAACGCAGACAACAAAGACCUGGUCAAGACAUGGGUGAGAGAAAUACCCUGGUUUUUGUUUCCUCAUUUGAUGAAAAUGUUCAAGGGAAUCUAACUGAUACUAAGGAAGAAAUGUUAGAGAAAUUACAUCAAGUUUUCCUUGAUGGCUUGCUGUCUGCCUCCAAUUUGUCUGAGCUGGUUAACAACAGAGAAAAAAUUAAUUGUUUCUACCAAGACUAUGCAUUUCUGAGAAGCAUUCCGCAUGUAGAAGCAAUGUGCACUUGUAUACAAGCUUUGGAGAAUGGUGACUGUCAGCUGCUUGCUAAAAUUGAUAACAUUCUGCUGAACAAGAAAAAGAACAUUGAUCUGUGGUUGCAGGAAAGUGUGAGCUUUAAGACUGGUUUACUCCAGUUCUCCAUCAUACACAAGGAAAUCCAGGGAAAAGAUGUGGAAGAGCCUACAUCAUCAAACAGCUCAGGUUGUAGUAAUGAAAAGGACUUCUGUCAAAGUGCCACAUUGUACAGUUCACCAGAGGAUAGUAACAUUGAAAUAACUGAUGAAUCAGUUUACUCUUCAGUUGAUUUACAGGAAAACCUACAAUAUUGCCCUGAGUCUGGCCUUAAAUUUUUGUGUUUACCCAAAAAUAUGGAUGAUCAAAGCCUUGGGGAUAAGUGUUUAGCAAGAGGCGGAUCUCAUAGAGAGCAAAUAGUUAGAAAAAAUGGCAAGGCAACUUGGUCUUCACAGGCUUCUACAACUUUUGGACCCUUGAAAACAAGGGAUAGUGUAAGAGCAACUCUGGCUUAUGCAGCACUGUCUGCUGUAUUUGAAAGUGAUGAGGGUAUCCCUUACACUGCAAUGUGGCUGGAUGCUACUGAUGACCGAAAAUCAUGCAAAGUGAGAAGAGCAAGCACUGGAAGUCUUGACCACACUUUUUUGCAUCCUCAAACUGAAAAAGUAAACAAUGGGAUGUUAGAUCCAGCCAACUUUGAAUCUACCUCAAUGGGAUCAUGUGGUAAAAAUGCUAUUGAGUCUGUUACAGAAUAUCAAAUUAGGAAAGCUAUUGGACACAAUAGGUCAAAGUCAGAUCAGCUAGGUGUGACACAAAGUCAGAAGCAUGAGUUUAUUAAUAAUCUGGCAAUAAGUGGUGCAAACAAGGAAAACUCCUCCAGUGAUCUUAACAGACUGUCAUCAUCACUUCCUACUACAUCAGAAUCUCAGUACUGCCUUGACCCAUACAUGGAUGACCCUUAUCAAGAACAAUCACUGGCCACAAUUCUAGCAUCACAGGAUUUCAGUUCUUGUGAAUUAGACAAGGAGAAUGCCCAUUUUAGUAUAUCUGAAGCACUGAUUGCGGCAAUUGAACAGAUGAAGUGCGAUACUGUCAAUACAUCAGAGGAGGAAGAGGAGGAGGAUGAAGAAAUUCUUUACUUGAAGAAAGAACUUGAGAGGAAGAGGUGGGAGAAAAGGCGAAGAAAACAUUUGCAAGAACAGGCUGCUUUUAGUGAUGAAACCACCCAAUCUACAGCCUCUGAACCCAGCCUGCAGACAAACUCCUCAAGGUCUGUACUUGACAGUGAAGAUGAGCUCAGUACUGAGUGGGAAGAACUAAGUCCAACAGAUGAACAAUUACAGGAUAAUAAUGAAUUUUGUACAUCCAGUGCCACACUCUCUUAUCCUAGCUCUGUCACAGACACUAUAUCAGACUCUAUACAUAAUUCAAAGUCCAGGCCACAGUAUACCCUGUUGUCUGCUGAGGCAGUAGCCAAAAGCUUGCUGCAGAAGUUUGCAAACCAAAAACACCCAGCGGCAUGGGAGCUGCAAUGGUUAGUAUCAUUUCAAGAUGCUCCUCAGUCCUUGCUUCCUUUACCAGAUACUGUGGCUGUGGCACCAGAUGAUGUGCUCCAUGUUGAGGCAGUGGAGAAUAAACUAAUGUCCAGACAAAACUCAUUGCCAAGCCGCAUUCGGGGAAACUCAGAAUGGGCCCCUCCACGGGCACAGAUUAUUUUUCAUACUCACAAACCCCCCAGGAGAAAAGAAAGUAUGAGACAACAAAACUUCAGAUGUGCAGGUUGUGGUAUGGCAGUCUCUCCAGAUUACAUGAAGCGAUUUCGGUACUGCAACUACUUGGGAAAAUAUUUUUGCAGUACUUGUCAUAAUAAUGUAUUGGAAGUGAUCCCUGCAAGAGUUUUAAGAAAAUGGGACUUCACCAAAUUUGAGGUCUCUAAUUUUGCCCGUGACUUACUGCACAGGAUACGCUUUGAUCCUUUGUUUAAUCUGAUGGAUCUCAAUCCCUCAUUAUACAAGCGUAUCCGUGUUUUGGAACGAUUGAAGGACAUCCGUAGACGACUUCACUUUUUCAAGUCCUUUAUUCAAACGUGCCGUAAGGCUAAAAAAUUGGCAGAAGAGUUCAACAAGAUUUCAGAUCAUAUUUGUGGAGAACCACACGUUUAUUCCCUACACGACCUUUUGCAGGUGCAUGAUGGGCACUUAUACCAAUUUUUGGAUAAAUUAGCAAUGGAAUCCCUCAAUCAUAUAAAUCAUUGUCAGCUGUGUCUUGCCAAAGGAUUUAUUUGUGAAUAUUGCAAGGAUGGAGAUGACAUCAUAUUUCCUUUUCUGCUGAACAGAGUUGUACAAUGUACAGGCUGUCGAGCAUCAUUUCACAAGGAAUGUUUUGUAGAAGGGAAAUGCCCAAAAUGUGAAAGGAUACGUAUAAGGAAACAAUUGUUAUCUGAAGCUGUCUCAUCAGAGGAAGAACAAACCUUUGAAUAUGCACCCUCUAGAUUUGUCUAACUUGUCAGUAUUUGAGAUUGUAUUUAAUACAGAAUCAAAAAGAUAUAAUUUAUAUACAAAUCCAGUAAAGUUAAGUAAAUAAAUAUGCAGUCAAAUCAAUAGAACCUUAUCACUUAGUAGUAAGAAUGAAGGUCAAACCUGAUCAGUGUAGCAAUCACUUGUCAAGGUUCCUGAAAUUUCUCCCUUCAUUAACAGAUAAUUCUGAAAUUCUUUUGUUGCUUUAUUAAUAUCACCCAUGGUUUCACAACUGACUCUUUCUUUUCUGAAGUAUAUUGUAACAUUUUUCCACCCAAUACCUUUUGAGGAUGACCACUUAAAACAGGUUUGCCUGUAUUGGAUAAGGGGCUUAUCAUCUAGAGCCUUUGUAAGUAAAUCUUAAAUGUAGUCUUCGCAUCCAGUGUGAUUAUUCAAGCAACUGUAAGACUGUUAGUGAGCAGGAAUGAUGCAAAGUAUUAUUUUGGGGAAGGUUAAAUUUAAAAAAAUGUUCUAAACCAUUUUGGUCCUCUCUACAAUAAUUAUUGGGCUCAUGGAAAGGAAAUUUAAAAGUCAUUGCUUAAAAAAUGGGAGUCACAGAGGAAGUGCUUGAGUUUUGGGCGGACAAAGCAAAAACAGGUAUUUUUAAAAGGCUGUAGUUUUGCUACAGCAACAUAAACUUCUGUAAUGAAUGAUACCAUUAGAAGUAAUGGACAUUUUCCCUUACAAUUCAACGGAAAAAAACAGUUGUGGGGCUACGAUUCAUUAAAAAAAAAAUUAUUGUUUCUCAAAGCAAUGAAACCGUUUCUGUCCAUUCCUGUUUUCAUAGGGUGAACCCAGUUUUACUAAUUGAUAUUUUCUCAAUGUAAAACUUAUGGCAUGCAUCAAGUACAGAUUAAGAAACUAACCCAAAAAGAAAAAUAAGGUGGCCCAUAUUGGGAUGUAUAAAGUAAUUCAAAACAUUUACAUCUGAGUCACUUUCAAGGAAAUAGCAAUUGUAAUUUUGUACAACAAGAAUAAAUUAUUAAUAAAUGGUUCCUUUUUUCAUACA